AACCGGAACAAACAAAAGCAGCAGAGGUGCAGAAGGAGCUGAGCGUAUGUUUUUGUUGUUUUUAAGUAACAAACGCACACACGCAAUCCAGCGUUUGUGUGUCAGUUAAAUAACAUCCUUUAUUUCACCGACUUUUGCACAUUCGCACCGCAGCUGGUAGAGAAAAAUGUAGCCGAAGAUGUUAGCACAACAUUAGCAAAACAUCAGCUUUUUUAUGUGUAUGUUUUACCCAUUUUGCAUUUUGCAUUUUUUAUCGAGCAGAACUGUACGGGUCUAUUUUUGUGUGUGAAUUUUUAAAAAAUCUUUUUCAUUUUUUUUUUUUAGCUGUAACGAUGGGCUCCUUUUUUGCCAUGUCAAGCCGGUGGAGGAGUGGCAGCAGCGGGGCGGCCGCGCUGCUGUAUCCGCUGCUCGGUGUGUGUCUCUGGGCAGCGGUGGUCGGAUACAAGCCGGUGAUUAUUGUGCACGGUUUGUUCGACAGCUCAGGGGAUUUUAAAAACUUACUGCGGUUUAUUAAUGAGUCUCAUCCUGGCACAAAUGUGAGCGUCAUCGACUUGUUUGACAGAAGUGCCAGCCUGCAGCCCAUGUGGAAGCAAGUGGAGGGAUUCAAGGCAGCUAUUUACCCUAUAAUGCAAAAUUCAGCAGAGGGAGUCCACUUUAUCUGCUACUCUCAAGGAGGGCUGGUUUGCAGAGGAAUCCUCUCCACUCUCCCUGAUCACAAAGUCCACUCCUUCAUCUCUCUGUCCUCGCCGCAGGCCGGGCAAUAUGGAGACACAGACUACCUACGGUACCUCUUCCCCCAGUUUGUCAAGUCCAACCUCUACCACGUCUGCUAUACCUCAAUAGGUCAGCGGAUAUCCAUCUGCAACUACUGGAACGAUCCUCACCACAGAGACAUCUAUGUCAACAGCAGUGAUUAUUUAGCUCUGCUCAACGGUGAGAGGCCCGAUCAAAAUUCAACAGAGUGGAAGAGAAACUUCCUCAAGAUCGAUAAGUUGGUGUUGGUUGGAGGACCAGACGACGGAGUCAUCACUCCCUGGCAGUCGAGUCAGUUUGGAUUUUAUGACGACAACGAGACUGUUGUUGAGAUGCAGCAACAACAGUUGUACUUGAGCGAUGUUUUCGGCCUGAAGACGCUGGCGGCUCGCGGUGACCUGGUCCUCUGCUCUGUUCCUGGUGUGGAACACGUCUUCUGGCACUCGAACCAGACUGUGUUCCACACGUGUAUGGAGAAGUGGCUGGUGUACAGAUGUUUCUCAAAGAAGAGGGAAAACAAAGGAAAUAUCUAGUGAGAAGUCAACAAGUGUUUCACACACCAGAUGUCAAAAAGGGAAAUGCUAAAGAGGGGAUAAAUUGACCUAUUUGUAGUCAUUAGAUUUAAAGUAUUGUUUUAAUUUGUAUGUAUAUGUUUGUUUAAAUGAAUUGGCCCACAGUGACUGGAUACUUCAUGGAUUUUAAGGGAUGUCCUCUCAGUUCAGUCUUCUUGCAGACAUUAAAUGUGGACAUGAAUACUUUUUUAGAACUUGGAAAAGAAAUGAAUAUUUUGACAUGGUCCCACAGUUUUUACAGUAUUUGGUCUGCAAAUGAAAUGGUGUCAAAUCCUCAAUAAAAGUAUUUUGAACAUC
This is a messenger RNA of Solea solea (common sole), 1622 nucleotides long. RefSeq names its product palmitoyl-protein thioesterase 2b (gene ppt2b). Gene Ontology annotation, cellular component: lysosome. Gene Ontology annotation, molecular function: thiolester hydrolase activity. The transcript is spliced from 9 exons. The coding region runs from base 333 to 1286 and encodes 317 amino acids. The record is from RefSeq and is a predicted model, not a curated record. Lineage: Eukaryota; Metazoa; Chordata; Actinopteri; Pleuronectiformes; Soleidae.